This is a messenger RNA of Solanum tuberosum (potato), 2474 nucleotides long. RefSeq names its product protein STRUBBELIG-RECEPTOR FAMILY 7-like. Gene Ontology annotation, biological process: protein phosphorylation. The transcript is spliced from 16 exons. NCBI's taxonomy places the organism in Eukaryota, Viridiplantae, Streptophyta, Magnoliopsida, Solanales, Solanaceae. Gene Ontology annotation, molecular function: ATP binding; protein kinase activity; receptor serine/threonine kinase binding. The coding region runs from base 183 to 2303 and encodes 706 amino acids. The record is from RefSeq and is a predicted model, not a curated record.
AAAUUAAAGUGAUGUAUUACAGUGUGACAAAACAAAAAAUGGUAAAAAAGUGUGUGGCUUUGGAUUCUUGUAGCUGAAUAGUGGUUUUUCUUUAGAAUGGCAAAAGCAUCUGACCCUUUUCUUCUUUUAGUGUCUUUUUCUCACUCUAAAAAGAGUCUUUCUGUGUUGUUGGUGUGGGAGAGAUGAGGUUGUUGUUGCUACUGGCAGUAGUACUGUUGGUGGCCAUUUUGGCGAAUUUUUCAAGCUUUGUUAAUGGUGAUACAGAUCCAUCUGAUGCAUCUGUUCUGAGAGUCCUGUAUACCACCCUAAACUCACCAGGGCAGCUGACAAAAUGGAAUGCCAAUGGCGGUGAUCCUUGUGGAGAGUCCUGGACAGGCAUUACCUGCUCGGGCAAUAAAGUUACUGAAAUCAAGAUGUCAGGUCUUGGGCUCUCAGGUUCAUUGGGGUCUCAGCUAGAUAGUCUAAAAUCUGUGACCAAUUUUGACAUAAGCAAUAACAAUAUGGGGAGCCAGUUACCUUACCAGCUUCCUCCAAAUGUGCAAAGAUUAAACCUCGCUUCUAGUGGUUUUAGUGGUGGCCUCCCAUAUUCCAUUUCACAGAUGACCUCCCUCCAGUACUUAAAUGUCAGUCAUAAUCAAAUUCAAGGAUCAGUGGUUGUCUCGUUUGACUCGCUCUCUGCACUCAACACAUUGGAUUUCUCUUUCAAUUCUAUGACGGGUAAUCUUCCUCAAAGCUUCCAGUCACUAACUAGUAUGAACAAAAUGUAUUUGCAGAACAACCAGUUUAGUGGAACUAUUGACGUCCUGGCCAAUCUUCCCCUCGGAAAUCUGAAUGUUGAAAACAACCAAUUUACUGGCUGGAUUCCAGAUCAGCUUAAAGGGAUAGUGCAAUCAAAUGGUAAUUCAUGGAUCUCUGGACCUGCACCCCCACCUCCACCUGGCACACCUCCUGCAAACAAUCCCAAUGGAGAUCACAAAUCCAGAGACAACAGCAGCAAUUCGGGCAGUAGGAAAUCAGGUAUAGGGGGUGGAGGUGUUGCAGGAAUAGUGAUAUCUAUUCUAGUUGUUGGAGCAAUAGUAGCAUUCUUUAUUAUCAAGAAAAGAUCAAGAAGGUCGUCCACAGACAUAGAAAAACUUGAUAAGCAGCCACUUGCUCCUCUUACUCCACAGAAAGUAGAAGAGUUGAAACCUUAUCAAACCUUCUCCACAGUAAGCAUGGGCACAUUUGAAACUCCCACUGCUGUAACUCUAAGACCUCCACCUAUUAAUCGCCUUAAGUCCUUUGAUGAGGUUGACAUGUCACCGAAACCCAUUGUUCCUCCCAAGAAAAUUAAUACAGCUCAAAUCAGGGCUACACAGUUUUCAAUUGCAGACCUACAGAUUGCUACUGAUAGCUUCAAUGUUGAAAACCUUAUUGGCGAGGGAUCAAUUGGGCGUGUUUAUUGCGCUCAGUUUGAUGAUGGCAAAGUUCUUGCUGUCAAGAAAAUCAAUUCUUCUGCCCUCCAAAAUCAUGAAGAUUUUCUCUAUAUAGUUUCUGAGAUAUCACAGUUGCACCAUCCAAAUAUAAUUGAGCUUGUUGGUUAUUGUUCAGAGCAUGGACAGUACUUGCUAGUUCAUGAAUUCCAUAAAAAUGGUUCUCUGCAUGAUUUCCUGCACCUGUCAGAUGAAGACAGCAAGCCACUGGCAUGGAAUAGCCGAGUCAAGAUUGCACUUGGUGCAGCACGAGCACUAGAGUAUCUGCAUGAAGUUCAUUCACCAUCAUUGGUUCAUAAAAACAUUAAAUCGGCAAAUAUUUUACUUGAUCUGGAACUCAAUCCUCAUCUAUCAGAUUCUGGAUUAGCAAGCCUUAUUAAUGAUGCAGAUCAGGCACUAAACCAUAAUACAGGGUCUGGAUAUGGUGCACCUGAGGUAGCUAUGUAUGGGCAAUGCACCAUAAAAAGUGAUGUCUACAGCUUUGGAGUUGUUAUGUUGGAACUUCUUACCGGACGGACACCUUUUGAUAGUGAGAGACCAAGAUCUGAACAAUCUUUAGUUAGAUGGGCAACGCCACAACUCCAUGAUAUUGAUGCCUUAGCUAAGAUGGUUGAUCCAGCACUCAAAGGGCUCUAUCCUGUUAAAUCCAUUUCCCGCUUUGCUGAUGUAAUUGCUCUUUGUGUCCAGUCUGAGCCUGAGUUCCGGCCACCUAUGUCAGAAGUGGUUGAAGCCUUAGUUCGGCUAGUUCAACGAGCAAAUAUGAGCAAGAGGACAUAUAGUAUUGAUCGGGGUUCAAGGGGUGAAACAGAUGCUCUAGACAACCAACCUUAGUUCCGAUGUAAUGUAGCCUUUUCUACCAGAAUGUCUCUCUUUAUAGUUUGUUGUUUAUGGGAUCUAUCAGCUUAUCUGUUCAGCAAGAUCUUGUUGGUUGCAUUGGUUGUACACACUGCUAGAUACUAAAAUCUGUUCAUAGUGCAUAUUCAAUUUUCAUUUUUCCCUGUA